UACCAAGAGAGUGCCUAGAAAUUUUUGUCGUUCCGUUCGCUUUUUCCAAAUUUUAUUUUAAAUAACCAGAGCCACGGCCAUCAGGAUGUCGUCCUUGGCGCCCUGUUUCAGUGUAGGAUCCUUGGUCAGGUGCAAGACCUGUUUCGGCGACAACAUCUCCGGAGAGGUGGUGGCCUUUGACUUGGGGAUCAAAAUGCUAAUCUUGAAGUGUCCGGCCAGCAAGGGCGGCGGGGAUGAGCAGAGGAUCUUCAACCAGACCAUCGUGAACCUCUCCUUGUGCAAGGACAUAGAGAUAGUCAACGAACUGAUGUCCAAGGAGAAGGUGACACUUCCAGAGCCACUUAACCUGCACUUGAUCCAGGAGCGCAUGCGUCUGGCCAUGGAAAAUAGGUCCAUUCUCUGCAGAAGCUAUGACCCCAAGGCCACUCCCCUGGCCCAGGCGCUGUUCCGCAAAAUGGCCAAGCAAUUCGGAGAUGCCAGGGUGAUCUGGGUCGACCGGAAUGAUAAUGCCGCCAUUCAGGUGAUGCGGCAGGUGACUAUCGCAGCACCCUAUCGAGCGGAGAACAUCAGCUGCUCCUCCAAACCAGUUCCGAAGCUCGUGCUGUGGAUACGUCAGAUCGUCGAUAACUUGCACAAUAAUAAAAAAUAAUAGACCGACGCCUGCGCCAUAGCAACAGAUCUCCAUAGUGUUUUGUUUAUCAACAAAACACAGACCGAAAUUAUUUUAAAUAUAUGUACAUUAUAGAAACCCCCGA
Messenger RNA from Drosophila ananassae, 755 nucleotides. Its product is annotated as protein Hezron. The coding region runs from base 86 to 649 and encodes 187 amino acids. The transcript is spliced from 3 exons. The record is from RefSeq and is a predicted model, not a curated record. Gene Ontology annotation, molecular function: RNA binding. Lineage: Eukaryota; Metazoa; Arthropoda; Insecta; Diptera; Drosophilidae.